This is a messenger RNA of Dujonia railenensis, 1983 nucleotides long. Lineage: Eukaryota; Fungi; Ascomycota; Pichiomycetes; Serinales; Debaryomycetaceae. The record is from the annotation of a GenBank genome assembly.
AUGUCUGCGCCGAAGAGAUCCCCAAUUAGCUUUCAGUCUAGCUCGCCCUCCUCGAUGGAUACUCAUUCCAAACAACUUCGGUCUUCAGGAUCCGUAAGCUCAUCAUUCUCUGGUAGUUCGCCACAAGUUCACAACGAUAACGUUUCUUCGUAUCAGGAACAGAUAUCGCUGAUCUCCUCGAACAAGGACAUCGACUACAGAAACCUCUCCAAACACAUGGUUUCUCCCGAGGAGACCUUGAAAAUGCAAGGUGGUGAUGUUGCAAGGUACCUCUACCACCAAAUAGAGAACUCUGGCAGUUCACCGAACUCUGGAUCCGCAGGUGUCUCGAGUCCCAGCGGAGCUGGUGGCAAACGCAGGACGAGAUCCUCAUCGUUUUCCACGUAUCUUUCAGAACAGCGUAGGGAAUCCACUGCCUCUGAUAUCAAUGUCCCCGGAGGAUUUAGAAGGGAAUUCAUUAUAAACAAAGCUCUUCAAGAAAACACCACGCCUCCUAAUUUCUUGACUGCUAACUUCGUAGAAUUCUUAGCCAUAUAUGGCCACUUUGCAGGUGAAGACUUCUCUGAUGACGAUGAAGAGUCUCAGAGCGAAGACGGUGUGGAUGACGAGGCACUUUAUGAUGAAGAGAGUUCAUUAUUGACAAACGAAGCCAGAAGAGGCAUCUAUGUACACCCACCUCCCCCUCCACCAUCAAAGAAGAGCAAGAGAUCUGCUAAGGCAGCUGGUACAACCACUGUGGCGAAAACAUAUUUCCUCGUAUUCAAGGCACUUGUUGGUUCCGGUGUUCUCUUCUUACCAAGAGCAUUCUACAACGGUGGACUCGGGUUUUCUAUCUUUGCAUUGGCCCUAUUCGGGUUGUUGACAUUCUUAUGUUAUCUUGUUCUCAUUGAGUCCAAGACGAUAUUCAAAAUAGCUUCCUUUGGUGAGUUAGGAUUCAAGACCUACGGGAAGCCGUUGAAGUAUAGUAUUUUGUUCUCAAUCAUCUUGUCACAGAUUGGGUUCGUAGCAACCUACAUCCUUUUCACGGCGGAGAACAUGAUAUCAUUUUGUAACAACUUUUUGAAGUGGGAUGGUCCUUUGGUUACCACAGGAAAUAUCGUGUUGAUUCAAUGUAUUUUGUUGAUCCCCUUAUUCCUCAUUAGAAACUUAACUAAGUUAUCUAUGAUUUCAUUGAUUUCUUCUGCCUUCAUUGUGGUGGGAUUGGUUAUUAUCUUCUACUACUCUGGAGUUCAAUUGUUGAAUAACGGUUUGGGCCCAAAUAUAGUUGCCUUUAACCCAAAUUCCUGGUCCAUGCUUAUUGGAGUUGCAGUGACGUCGUUCGAAGGUAUCGGGUUAAUCUUGCCUAUUGAAGCAUCUAUGAAGAACCCUGAGAAGUUCCCCCAAGUUUUAAGUAUCAGUAUGACCUUGAUCACUUCGCUUUUUGUCUGUGUCGGUGUAGUGGGGUACACUUCAUUCGGAGACCAGGUUAAAUCUAUCAUUAUCUUGAACUUACCGCAGGACCAUGUGUCGGUGCAAAUGAUUCAAGUGUUGUACUCAAUUGCAGUCUUUUUAAGUGCCCCCUUGCAAAUCUUCCCAGUCACCAAGAUCGUAGAAUCUACCAUCUUCAAUUCUUCCUUGUUUUUUAGCCAGAAUGGUUCCAAGAAGAAGGACGAGGACGGAAAAUUGUACCGAAUUUCAGGUAAAUACAACAAGGGAAUCAAGUGGUUGAAAAAUUUAGUUCGUGCUUUAAUAAUUUCUGCAGUUAGCACUAUUGCAUACCUCAACUCCAAGAACAUCGAUAAAUUCAUUUCCUUCAAUGGAUGUUUCGCAUGUAUCCCAUUGGUAUACAUCUACCCUCCGUUGAUUCAUUUAAAAACGUACACUGGAGACUAUAAGGAUGAGAGUUUCCGCAGGAAGUUGUUGAAGACUUUUGAUUAUGCAUUAAUUUUUACAGGUAUAAUCUGUGUUUUCUAUACCACGUAUCAGAUCUUGUUCUUAAAUUAG